Molecule: messenger RNA, 3408 nt
Organism: Corythoichthys intestinalis (scribbled pipefish)
Lineage: Eukaryota; Metazoa; Chordata; Actinopteri; Syngnathiformes; Syngnathidae
Gene: zic6
Product: zic family member 6
Exons: 2
Coding region: 271-1719 (482 amino acids)
Biological process (GO): regulation of transcription by RNA polymerase II
Cellular component (GO): nucleus
Molecular function (GO): RNA polymerase II cis-regulatory region sequence-specific DNA binding; DNA-binding transcription factor activity, RNA polymerase II-specific
Source: RefSeq, a predicted model, not a curated record
CCGCGGCCUGUUUGCGGGGGCACUUUUACUACCACGGUUAUUGCCGCAAAUCAAGAGGGCAAAAGGAAAGAAAGUGCGGGCGAGAUGGGACUCGCGGCAACUUUCAGUACUCCUGUGCGUCUUUCCGCCGCCAAGUUCACGGCCAACAAUUUCACAUGCAGAUGAUAAAUGGCCAUUUGGGAGCAGACAUUUUCAACGUGCUGUCCCGUCUGUUUUUCUUUUUAAAACAAAUCUCCCCCAGUUUGCCGCACGCUAACUUUGCACCCAAACAUGACAAGCCUGCAGGCGAGGUUCAGUGCAGGCUUCCCUCUCCCGUGCAGCGUCAACCCGGGGGAGAGGAGCAGUGAACCCAGCGUGGUGCUGCCACCUUUGGCAGGGGAGCACACGGGACUCCCCACUGGCACUUCCUUAAAACUCUGCCCCUCGCGCUCUUUGCGAGACUACCCCGAGACGAGGUCCAGUGCAUACGUUGACCACUCGCUCCCCCACUACUUCGAGCAGCCCGGCCCUAGGGGCUUCCUCGUCGGAGGCGGCAUGCCACCGGGCACCGAGCAGCUUGCGCCGUCAAGGGGGAACCACCAGGCGCGCUACCGGGACUUCACCGGCUGCAGGGACGCCAGAACCGGCUCCUUUUUUACCAGCUACCAGGAGCAGGCCUCCGGCGGCGAGCACGGUCAGGUGAUGCUGGGCAUACCCGGCGACCUCCUCACCCGGGGCCACCCGUACGGGGGCGCCGCGAGUCCCAAGGGAGGCGUUACGCCCUUCCUGGGGCUCUACAAACCCUUCGUGCACCACCGCGGCGGAAGCGACGCGCUCCUCAGGUGCGGCGCCAAAGUUAAGAGCGAGCUGGUGUGCAAGUGGAGCCCCGACGGGCCGGCGUGCUCCAGAGCCUUCGGGACCAUGUACGAGCUCGUCAGCCACGUGACCGUGGAGCACGUCGGCGCGGCGGAGCAGGCCGAGUACGUGUGCCGGUGGGAGAGGUGCGCCCGCAACAGCAAGCCCUUCAAAGCCAAAUACAAGCUGGUCAACCACGUCAGGGUCCACACUGGGGAGAAGCCCUUUCCCUGCCCCUUCCACGGCUGCGAGAAGGUCUUCGCCAGGUCGGAGAAUCUCAAAAUCCAUAAGAGGACGCAUACAGGUGAAAAGCCUUUCAAAUGCGAAUUUGAGGGUUGCAACCGGAGGUUCGCCAACAGCAGCGAUCGCAAGAAGCACUCGCACGUGCACUCCAGCGACAAGCCGUACACGUGCAAAGUAAGAGGCUGCGACAAGUGCUACACGCACCCGAGCUCGCUCCGCAAGCACAUGAAGCUCCACGGCUCCAAGGAGGCCCCGAGCGGCGGUGGCGCAGUGGCCGCGGCAGGAGACUCGCAUCCUGGUGAUCACGGCACUGAGUCCCCGUUGCUUCUCAGCUCCAUUCACGACGUGGGGUCAUUGUCCCCGGGGAGUCCAGACGACUCGAGGUCACGGCUUCCACUCGGGUUCGACAACAGGUCGCAGCCCCUGCUGGACACGCUGUUGCUGCAGAGAGCCUCCUAUAGCAGCACCGGAAGCGGCAGUGCCGUAGGAGGAGGCGGCACCAUGAGGGCUCAGGCCGCCCAGUACCACUGCGGCCAGGCCGGCCACACUUUUGCUCAACAAAGCAGGACUUUUACGUCUGCCCACUUCCAAAAACGUUUCGUCAACGGGUGGUAUACUUGUCACAGUGGUGUCGACUCGUAGUCUGACGAGCAGUGGACAUUUCAUUAGGUACACCUUGCACAAUGAUGUGCAGACCAAUUGAAAUAAAUUUAUAUGAUUCAACAAUGAAGAAAACAAACUCUAAGAGGCACUUGCGAAGCAGGUGAUUAAUUCAAAGCACGCACUCGGCCGACGUUGUGGCCCGGUGACGUGAAUCCUGUGUCCAGUUGUCUUGCAAAAAAAAAAAACUUUGAGACAUGAUGUAAUGAAAGCUGCGUCCUCUGACUUCAUAAACAAUUGUUUGUCUAACAUUGGAACCCAUGUUGGUCAUUUUUGUAUCCCCCCACUGUUGAAAGGCUUUGUUAUAUUUUUUCCACCCACACCUUUUACACAAUAUUCAAACGGUUUCUACUCCAAAAUAUAUAUAUAUAUAAAAUACACGACUCAGACCAAAAACUCCACAGCCCUCUUAAAAAAACUAAUAUAUAUGUAUAAUAUAUAUAUAUAAUUCUUAUUUUGGACAAGAAAGCCCUUUUCGUUUCAGAUUACACAUGCAACAUUGCUAUUGCUCAUUCAAAUCAUAUUGUCACCCCCACAAAACUUCUCCAUUCACUUAUCGACUUUCAUUUUGGACCCACAAAAGAAAAUCUUUAAUCAACUAGACUCAUAAUACAUUUAGUGUUACCAAUAUAAAUCAUUACAAUUUUAAAGUCUUCUGCUCAUGACCAAAACAUUACUAAAAGUCACCUUUGCAUGAAAGCAUUCCCACCCAAUUUCUCCAGAAAUUGCAAUUUCUAUUUAUUUUAUACGCGUUACAACUUAUUUAGCAACGCAUAAAAAAGUUCCUCUUCUUGAUGAUGAAAUGUUACUCGUGCCAUUGAUGACGAUAGACGUAAGAUCCAUUUUGACUGUGUUGGGAGGCAGCGCUGGUUUGAGUGAUGCCAGCCCCUCCCAGUCAAAAUGGAUUGGACGUCUAUCACCGCCAAUGGCCGCCAGUGAGUAAACACUCGACAGUGCUUCAUUUAAUGAACCACAAAGGUGUCCAACAGACCCUUCAUUAUUUUCCCCAGCAUGUCACUCUGAUGAAUGCGUUUUCUCCUGCAGGUGUACCUAAUGAUGUGUCCAGUGAGUGUUUCACAGCUCGUGCAGCACGUGUCCCUUUUUGUGCUCUUCGUGUUACAUAUUUAGUGAUAAGUUGUGAACUGUGUUAUAAUAAAGCCUCCCGUUUUUGUUGUUUGCUUUGACACGCCCACUGCCACAGUGGGUGAUGGCAAUUUUUUUCCCUCCAGCAUUGUGCACAUGUCUAUUUGUGGGCUGUCGUUACUUUUAUUAUUAUUAUUAUUAUCAUGGAACCUAAUUCUGCCUUUACAUGAAUGUAAACUCUUCCAUCGCGGGGAUUUUUUGAAUGUAAAUUAAGUGUAAUACGUACAGAACGUGUGUUGCUCUCUCGUAGGCCUAAAGCAUUGUGAUAGUGCUGCAACGAACACGCGUGUUCUCUUAAAUGUACAUUUCCACAUAUGUGUGCAACGUGAGCAGCCAUUAAAAGCUGCCCUAAUUAGUAUUCACUUUUACUGUACUGUACAGAAGCCUGUUGUAUAAUUAACUAUGUAUUCUAUAUUUUAUUAAAAUCUCUAUAUAUUCUCUUUGAUCAGAUGCGCAGUUGUGGUCAAGUUAAUUAAUUGAUUUGGUUAUUUACUUCCCACGGGAUGAUAAAAAAAAAAAAAGCAUAAU